Molecule: messenger RNA, 3768 nt
Organism: Pteropus alecto (black flying fox)
Lineage: Eukaryota; Metazoa; Chordata; Mammalia; Chiroptera; Pteropodidae
Gene: MAP3K11
Product: mitogen-activated protein kinase kinase kinase 11
Exons: 13
Coding region: 902-3262 (786 amino acids)
Biological process (GO): microtubule-based process; protein phosphorylation; positive regulation of apoptotic process
Cellular component (GO): centrosome
Molecular function (GO): JUN kinase kinase kinase activity; ATP binding; protein binding
Source: RefSeq, a predicted model, not a curated record
GUCACAACUCAGGUUCGGUGUGCCGAGAGCGACCCUCCAGAACAGGCGGGAAUAGUCGAAAUAGGAUAGCGUCGUUUCUCUUAAAGUGACAGGCUCAAGGCAAUUGGGGUCAACUCAGCGACUGUGAGGGCGACUUAACUAUUCUGAAUCCAAUUCAGGAUCCCAAUCUCAGUUUCCACCCGCUGGGGAAGGGGCAAGAAGAAGUGGAUUGUUUCCCAGCCGAGGGGAAGAGAACCUUAGACAACCCGUUCCAAGAGCUUGAGAUCUGAAACGAAUGAGGCACAGCCCUGCAACUUCUGGAACCAAGACCAUACUCGAGUUUACCCCACUCUCAAGCCAGGAGGGAGAAGAGCGAAGAAAAAGUGAAACUCCACCCUCCACCUCUGCCUCCCGCCCCCAGGGCCAAAGUACAAAGGGAGGAGGAAGAAGGGAACGGGGGUUGGAGCCGUCGGGCCGAGGGAGCCGGGCCAGGAAGGGGCAGCUGGGCCCAACCAGGGACACUCCAGCCACCCCUACGCUAAAAGAACCAACCGGAAUCCAGGCGCUGCCCCUCGCUGGCCCCACCUUACACUUGGUGGUUGCUGGAGCCAGCCUCCCAAGACUGCUCCGGGAGUGAGGGACACCUGGGCCCUUCUGAGCUGGCAAUGGUGAGACGCCGGAGACCCCCGGGUCCCAUCCCCGGAGCCUGACCACACUGCCCUGGGUUGCCUUCCUCUAGAAGCCCGAGAUGCGGCGGGCUGGGAGGCAACACUCCUGGCUCCCUACAGAGGCGUGGGUCUGGGGCUGAGGGCCAGGACGCGGAUGCCCAGAUUCUGGGACUAGGGCCUCGGCAGCCAGCAAGGGUGGGGACCAGGGGCACCCAGGGAAGGUCCCCUACACGCCCCAACGCCGGCUCUCAGCCAUGGAGCCCUUGAAGAACCUCUUCCUCAAGAGCCCACUGGGGUCAUGGAGCGGCGGUGGCAGUGGGGGCGGAGGGAGCAGCGGCGGAGGCUGGCCAGACGGGUCCCCGAAAGCAGCGGCUUAUGCCAACCCUGUGUGGACAGCCUUGUUUGACUACGAGCCCAAUGGACAGGACGAGUUGGCCCUGCGAAAGGGAGACCGUGUGGAGGUGCUAUCCCGGGAUGCGGCUAUCUCAGGCGAUGAGGGCUGGUGGGCGGGUCAGGUGGGUGGCCAGGUAGGCAUCUUUCCGUCCAACUAUGUAUCUCGGGGCGGCCCGCCCCCAUGCGAGGUGGCCAGCUUCCAGGAGCUGCGGCUGGAGGAGGUGAUCGGCAUUGGUGGCUUCGGAAAGGUCUACCGCGGAAGCUGGCGAGGCGAGCUGGUGGCUGUGAAGGCAGCUCGACAGGACCCCGAUGAGGAUAUCAGCGUGACAGCUGAGAGUGUGCGUCAGGAGGCCCGGCUUUUCGCUAUGUUGGCACACCCCAACAUCAUUGCCCUCAAGGCUGUGUGCCUGGAGGAGCCCAACUUGUGCCUGGUGAUGGAGUACGCAGCUGGUGGGCCCCUCAGCCGUGCCCUGGCUGGGCGGCGUGUGCCCCCCCACGUGCUGGUCAAUUGGGCCGUGCAGAUUGCCCGUGGGAUGCACUACCUGCACUGUGAGGCCCUGGUGCCUGUCAUCCACCGAGACCUCAAGUCCAACAACAUUCUGCUGCUGCAGCCUAUUGAGGGCGACGACAUGGAGCACAAGACCCUGAAGAUCACUGACUUCGGCCUGGCCCGAGAGUGGCACAAAACCACACAAAUGAGUGCUGCGGGCACGUAUGCCUGGAUGGCUCCGGAGGUUAUCAAGGCCUCCACCUUCUCUAAGGGCAGCGAUGUCUGGAGCUUUGGGGUGCUGCUGUGGGAAUUGCUGACUGGGGAGGUGCCCUACCGUGGCAUCGACUGCCUUGCUGUGGCCUACGGAGUGGCUGUUAACAAGCUCACACUGCCCAUCCCGUCCACCUGCCCUGAGCCCUUCGCACAGCUUAUGGCUGACUGCUGGGCGCAGGACCCCCAUCGCAGGCCCGACUUCGCCUCCAUUCUGCAGCAGUUGGAGGCGCUAGAGGCGCAGGUCCUGCGGGAAAUGCCGCGGGACUCCUUCCAUUCCAUGCAGGAAGGCUGGAAGCGCGAGAUCCAAGGCCUCUUCGACGAGCUGCGGGCCAAGGAAAAGGAACUACUGAGCCGCGAGGAGGAGCUGACCCGAGCGGCGCGUGAGCAGCGGUCACAGGCGGAGCAGCUGCGGCGGCGCGAGCACCUGCUGGCUCAGUGGGAGCUGGAGGUAUUCGAGCGCGAGCUGACACUGCUGCUGCAGCAGGUGGACCGCGAGCGGCCCCACGUGCGCCGCCGCCGCGGCACCUUCAAGCGCAGUAAGCUCCGCGCGCGCGACGGCGGCGAGCGCAUCAGCAUGCCACUCGACUUCAAACACCGCAUCACUGUGCAGGCCUCGCCCGGCCUGGACCGGAGAAGGAACGUCUUCGAGGUCGGAUCUGGGGACUCGCCCACCUUUCCCAGGUUCCGGGCCAUCCAGUUGGAGCCUGCAGAACCAGGCCAGGCAUGGGGCCGCCAGUCCCCCCGACGUCAGGAAGACUCAAGCAAUGGAGAGCGGCGAGCAUGCUGGGCCUGGGGUCCCAGUUCCCCCAAGCCUGGAGAAAUCCAGAAUGGGAGGAGAAGGUCUCGCAUGGACGAAGCUACCUGGUACCUGGAUUCAGAUGAUUCAUCCCCCUUAGGAUCUCCUUCCACACCCCCAACGCUCAAUGGUAAUCCCUUGCGACCGAGCCCGGAGCCAGAGGAGCCGCGGCGGCCGCCGGCGGCAGCAGCAGCAGAACGCGGUAGUGCCCUGUUGAGCCCGGAUGCCCCUGGUCCCCCCACCCCCGUCCCCCUCUUGCUGGAGCUGGGUGUCCCCUCGGGCCAGCCGUCAGCCAAGAGCCCCCGGCGCGAAGAAGAGAGACGCGGACGUACUGUCUCGCCCCCACCAGGAAUAUCUCGCUCCGCUCCUGGCACCCCGGGCACCCCACGCUCACCGCCCCUGGGUCUUAUCAGCCGACCUCGGCCCUCACCCCUUCGCAGCCGAAUCGACCCAUGGAGCUUCGUGUCAGCCGGGCCACGGCCUUCACCCUUGCCCUCACCACAGCCUGCGCCCCGCCGGGCACCCUGGACCUUGUUCCCGGACUCAGACCCCUUCUGGGACUCUCCACCUGCCAACCCCUUCCGGGGGGGCCCUCAGGACUGCAGGGCGCAGACCAAAGACGUGGGUGCUCAGGCCCCAUGGAUGCCGGAAGCAGGGCCUUAAGUGGGCUGGGCUGCUCCCUGCCACUUCAGCAGCCCUAGAAGAGUCACAGUAUACACUGGAAUAGGAGCCCGGCAAGCCUCUGUAGCUGCCUUGGUUUCCCCAAGGGACCCCGCCCCCUUUGGGGGUCAGGAACACUACACUGCACAGGAAGCCUUCACACUGGAUGGGGGCCUGCACCCCCCACACACCUGCAACCUGUGGGUCUCUCAACUUACCUGCCCCACUGGGGCCCAACACUGUACCCAGCUGGUUGGGAGGACCACAGCCUGUCUCAGGGAAUUGCCCCCAGGGGUGGUGCCGGGAGGAGGGGAGGUGCGAGGGAGAGGGGCCAGCCUCAGCUGUCACCAGCACUUUUGACCAAGUCCUGCUACUGUGGCCCCUGCCCCAGGGCUUAGUGCCUGGACCCCCCUGCCCUGGGGGUUCUCUGGGUGUCUUCUUGCUGCCCCGGCCAGGGUCGGGGCCUCAGCCUCGGGAUCCAAUGAAGCCAAAUAAACUCCCCAAACACA